UCACACGUUUGAACUCUCUGCUUCUCUCACUCACAUGUCACCCAUACACUUCACCAUUCCUUGAUUCAUUUCCAUCGACCCGACCCGAAACAGCCAAAUGGCGGCUUACAGAGCGGACGACGACUACGAUUACCUAUUCAAAGUGGUUUUGAUUGGCGAUUCGGGUGUGGGCAAAUCCAAUUUGCUAUCCAGAUUCACCCGGAACGAGUUCAGUCUAGAGUCCAAAUCAACUAUAGGAGUCGAAUUCGCCACCCGGAGUAUUCGAGUCGACGACAAGAUUGUCAAGGCUCAGAUUUGGGACACCGCUGGCCAGGAAAGAUACCGAGCUAUCACAAGUGCAUACUACAGAGGAGCUGUUGGUGCAUUGCUUGUCUAUGAUGUUACAAGACAUAUCACAUUUGAGAAUGUUGAGAGAUGGUUAAAGGAAUUGCGGGCUCACACAGAUGCCAAUAUUGUCAUUAUGCUUGUAGGUAACAAGGCAGACUUACGUCAUUUGCGUGCUGUUUCCAUGGAGGAUGCUACGGCCUUCGCUGAGAGGGAAAACACAUUCUUUAUAGAGACAUCAGCUCUUGAGUCUUUGAAUGUUGAAAAGGCAUUCACUGAAGUGCUAACCCAAAUUCAUAAUGUAGUCAGCCGGAAAGCACUUGAUAUAGGGGAUGACCCUGCAGCCUUGCCUAAGGGACAAACCAUUAAUGUUGGAGGCAAGGAUGACGUCUCGGCUGUUAAGAAAGUUGGUUGCUGCAAUGUUUGAAUGCAAGCUGUGAUGAUUUAGAAGAGGAUCUAAUUUAAACUUCUCCCCAUUUCUGUCGCAGUUUUGAGAGUUUCACAUGUCACAACAUGGUCCCUUCCGAACUUAUGGCUGUACUACUAUGCUUAAGCUUCUAUGAGCUUGAUUAAUGGUUCGGAGUAAAGAAUUGCCUCAACACCUCAUCUGGAUAUCAAUUUUGCAUCUCGUUACUUCAAGCUUUUCCUUGUCAUGUAUUGUUUAAUUUUUUGCUAUUGUAGUUUUAAUUGUACUUCCUUUGCUCUAGAAUAGAAAGUGUUUUUGGAUCAAUUUGCCUUUGUAUUUGACUGCUAUUGAAUGAUUUCUUCAGUUUUCAUAAGAAAAAAGAAACAAAUUAGCCUCAAAGAAAUGCUGCUUCUGUUGAUUACAA
Messenger RNA from Pistacia vera, 1154 nucleotides. RefSeq names its product ras-related protein RABA1f. Gene Ontology annotation, molecular function: GTP binding; GTPase activity. Bases 98 to 751 code for a protein of 217 amino acids. NCBI's taxonomy places the organism in Eukaryota, Viridiplantae, Streptophyta, Magnoliopsida, Sapindales, Anacardiaceae. The record is from RefSeq and is a predicted model, not a curated record. The transcript has 2 exons. Gene Ontology annotation, cellular component: endosome.